This is a messenger RNA of Epithele typhae, 393 nucleotides long. RefSeq names its product cytochrome b-c1 complex subunit 8. Bases 1 to 393 code for a protein of 130 amino acids. The transcript has 5 exons. NCBI's taxonomy places the organism in Eukaryota, Fungi, Basidiomycota, Agaricomycetes, Polyporales, Epitheliaceae. The record is from RefSeq and is a predicted model, not a curated record. Gene Ontology annotation, biological process: mitochondrial electron transport, ubiquinol to cytochrome c.
AUGCCCGAGUAUCCGUCCAUCUCCGCUAAGCAAGAGUCCUACUGCGACGAGAUCCCGUUCUUCGCGAGCUGGCGCGCGUUGACGGCGACGAAGUGGUACGCCACCACGGUGACCAUCGCGAGCAUCCCCACCAAGGUGUAUAACAUCUGGUGGGGUGGCAAGGGCACGCAGCAGCAGAAGGGUAUCGUCCAGUACGGCCUUUCCCCCUUCCGCCAGCGCGCCAUGAAGGGCGCGAUCAAGAACUACGCUUUCAACGGCUACCGCCGUCUGUCCGGCGAGUUCAUCUAUAUCGCCCUUCCGUUUGCUGUCGGUUUCGGCAUCUACAAGUGGGGCAACGCCCAAGCGGAUUAUGCGCUAAGCAAAGCGUCGCACCAGCACGGCGGAGGCCACUAA